Messenger RNA from Candida tropicalis MYA-3404, 789 nucleotides. RefSeq lists its product as uncharacterized. The transcript has a single exon. The record is from RefSeq and is a predicted model, not a curated record. The coding region runs from base 1 to 789 and encodes 262 amino acids. NCBI's taxonomy places the organism in Eukaryota, Fungi, Ascomycota, Pichiomycetes, Serinales, Debaryomycetaceae.
AUGAUGACCGAACCUAUUACUACGGAUGGAAUCAUGGACAGUUUUGCUGAGAUGAAUACCGGUAGUUCCAAUGAUGAAAGAGAAAGAGUCGCUCAAAUUGAAAGCCUUAUGCAGCAAAUGACGGCAUGGGACAAGAGCCAACUCUUCCAAAGACUCACUAAUGAAGCCAAGUUGAACAAUCCAUUCUUGUCCCCACUCACAUUCCAAACGGAGAUCAAACAAGAAGUGAAGGUGAAUCCACCAAAACCAUAUGACGGAUUAAUGGAGGAACCACAAAGGACAUUGUUGGCAAAAAGUUUCUUAACAGAUGCUCAACUAUUCUUCAGUACCACAAACCUUACUGAGGCUGACAAGAAGAUUCUCUUCGUCAACUGGUUGUCUGGCUUUGCAAAAAGCUGGGCAAUCGAACGGUUUGGUACCUUGACGUUAGAGGGUUUACUCGCUGCAUUUAGAGAUGAAUUCAUGCCGGAGAAUACAGUGUUAGCCAGUAUUGAGCUGUUGCGUCUGAUUAUUCAAAGAACUGACACGGUGGUUGAAUAUGCUAAGAAAUUUAGACGUCAAGCUACGUUGGUUAAUGGGGCUAUUUCAGAUGAAAUCCUCGCUGGUUUUUUUAUAACAGGUUUGAGGAGAGAAACGAAGAUCCACCUCAUUACCCGCGGAAUUACUUCGUUACAUGCAGCCAUUAACGAAGCAAUUAAGUAUGACAAAAUUAGGUUCACCAAUGGAGAGAAGAACCCCUUUAGGAAAAAUGAGGAAAAAGACAAGAAGGAUUUUUCCAAGGACCAUUAG